Messenger RNA from Symbiodinium natans, 1728 nucleotides. NCBI's taxonomy places the organism in Eukaryota, Dinophyceae, Suessiales, Symbiodiniaceae. The record is from the annotation of a GenBank genome assembly.
AUGAGUGCCUUUUCUCUGGCAGUUUCUGCGAUCUUGAAAGAGGAGGCGGCAAGAGUGGUGGGGGCGCUGGGCAUUGAAACGGACGCUGAAUUGGCCUGCUAUUUCCGUGAUGAGAUGGAUUUGUUCGAGGUGUCUGCCAAGCCCGACGUGGUGAGUACUGUUACUCAUGCGUGGCGUGUGGCCCGCCUACAAGUCGACAUCGCCUUGCAGAAGCCAGUUAAGCGAGCCCGUGUGGUGUUGGAGCAACGAGUGCCGCAGGCGGGAGCCGGACUGCGGCCUAAGGCGCGAUGUGUGCCGCCGGUGUCGCUAUUGCCUCGGCCGUUUAGGGCGCAGUAUGCAUCUAAGCCUUUGCGGUCGCAGCCUGCCAUGCCAGACGCCAAGAGUGCGUUGCUACAAACAGUUAUGGAACUGGUCAUUACGUCAGCUUCGGAAAACACCCAGUUUGAUCGGGCAAUUUGGGACAACCCUGCAGAAAACUUUGUUUUGUUUGCGGCGCGCUUUCGUACUGUGUCGGAGGAGCAGCUUCGAGCGCAUCUUCGCGCCUUUCGUCGCUGGGUGCGCUGGCACGGGGCCAAUGUUCCGACAGAGGUGCUGUACUGGAAGCCAACAGCCCUUUGGAUGGCCAAAUAUCUGGCUCAUGCCACUGGUACAGUUGCCUCAUUCAUGACCUGGACGCUUGUGCUGUUAGUGGCCUGUCUGAGGUUCGCGCACAGUCGUCGAUCGCACUCGCUCAGAUAUCAGGACGGUUUUAUCCGGGCAACCUGUAGCCAGGGCAAGCGCAGAAUCCAGGGCCGUCGGCCGCCGUUUGAUUGGGCCAUUCCCGCCCGGCUUACGCAGUCCGUGGAUGUUUCGAGCCUGGUAUUGCUGGACUGGGCCGAGUUGCAGCGUGCCUUAGGCAAGCCACCAAGCUUUCUCGUGCCUGACUUAGAGGUUACAGCUGCCUUGCCAUUGUCGUCUACGACACGGAAGCUGCCUCGACCCAUGACCUUGGCCAAGUUCAACAGUUUGCUUCGUUCACUGGCGGCUAGCUUGGGCGCCUCCCCUGAGGAGGCCGCAGAGAUAUCAUCUUACAGCCUACGGCGCUUCAUGCCGACGGCGGGGGAGGUUAUGCAGUUUGCGCCGUUUGAGCUGCAGGCAGUUGGCAAUUGGGUGGAAUUGCCCCGGACAGAAGCUUCCACUGGGGCAAGGACUCCAGCAGUGGGCAUGGCUCAGCAUUAUGCGCACGAUAAGGUCUUUUCUGCUGCCUUUAUCAAACAUCAGAUUUUGACUUCGUUGCACCAAGCAAUGUUGAAGUCAGGGCAGCCGACGCAGUGCACAUGGCAUGAUGUGCGGCUGCACGUGCCUCCGCGUGAAGCGGUCCUUCAGCAUUUGCAGACGCAGGGCAGCUCUCAGGCGUCGCCGUCGAGACCCACCUCUCUCAGGAGCCCUGUGGAUAGUUCGUCAGUUUCCCUUUCAGACUCAAAUUCUUCAUCGUCAGAUUCCGAGACAGAGGUCCACUCUGUCGACACUCUGCCAUGGUUCACGCAGUCUGGAAAAGGACAGAAGCAUCUUGUCCAAAAGGUCCAGGGCAACAUGCUGGUGCCUUGGUGCAGAGAUUCUGUGUUUGCAGCUGUGCAUUACGAGAGAGGUGCAGGCAUCUCUGCAGCAACGGAGCUAUGCCAAAAGUGCUUGGCUCGAGCACCGCUGGCUUGGCGUGAGGCUUGCAAGAUUCAAGAGUCUGUAGUCUAG